This is a messenger RNA of Trichoderma asperellum CBS 433.97, 417 nucleotides long. NCBI's taxonomy places the organism in Eukaryota, Fungi, Ascomycota, Sordariomycetes, Hypocreales, Hypocreaceae. The record is from RefSeq and is a predicted model, not a curated record.
AUGUGCCCUCUCUGGGCGCUGGCGCUGGUGCUGGCGCUGGCCGUAGGAGCUGCGAGCUGGGAGUCAGGUACUGCUACGGCUGGCGUAUGGGGCACGGAGUACUUGCUGCUGGGUGCUAGCUGCGACGGAGCACCGCUACAGGCGGCGCACACUGGGCAACGCACACUGGGCAGCACACACUGGGCAUGGGGUGCUUUCCCGCCCGCAAGGUACUUGUACCUGCUUCCUUAUUUGCCUGCUGCCGAGUACUGUACUUGGCUUUGCAUCGCGCGCGGCAGCUCUUACUGGCCUCGCGCCUUUGCCUAUCAAAUUUGCGAGGCGAGCGGUAUGAUAUUGGUACGGAUCGCUUCUUUUCUUUUCUCGCGCUUUCUGACCGCUGUCCUGCGAGUCAAGUGCGAGUAUUGCUGCCAUUACUGA